CAAUUAAAGAAUCAACAUGUCUAGGCUUGUCGACUACUUUGUGAUCUGUGGUUACGACCACAACAAGGUUAGAAGUACUAAAGAGAGUUGCUCCCAAGUGAUCCAACGGUUCCCUGAGAAGGACUGGCCGGAUAUACCCUUCAUCCAUGGGUUGGAUCUCUUCUGUCAGCCAGGGGGUUGGGUUCUCUCAUCGGAGAGACAGGAACCUAAAUUCUUCAUCUCCAUCCUGACGGAUGUUGAAGGAAACCGUCUCCAUCUACCCUGUCUAACCUUUAGUGAAGCAAUACCUAAACAAGAUCUCGAGUUACGAGGUGUGGACGAGGAGUUUGAGGAUGUGGAUAAACCUGGAAUGUCUCUGGUCUCCACCCGAGCCUCAUCACUACCUAGGCAUGCGAUACCCGGUAUCUCCCUGCCUGUGGACGACAGUGUUAUGUUUGCCCCGAAGUGCCUGGCUCUCAUCUCCAAGCAUGAUAUGCCGGAGCUGUUCAGAAACUGCCUCGGGCUCAUCUACACGGUAUACGUGGAGAGAAUGGUUUCUCCGGGUGGAGAACCGAUACGAUUGGAAACUCUGGUUGGAAACCUGGUUGGUAACGUGACAGUUCCUAGUCCUGGUUCCAGUCCUCUCAAGUUUUCUCUAGGUGCUACAGAUAGACAGAUGAUCCAACCCCCUCUAUACCCUGAUAUGCCUGUCACGGGGUGUAGGGUUGCGUUGAUCUUCCAGCAGUUAGGAAUCAGUAACGUGUUGACCUUGUUUAGUGCUGUCCUUACGGAGCAGAAAAUUCUCUUUCAUUCCCAAUCCUUCUCAAGACUCACAGACAGCUGCACCGCUCUAACAGCUCUCAUUUAUCCCAUGAGAUACAGUCAUACUCUUGUUCCAGUCCUUCCUAGUUCAAUAUUAGAGGUCCUAUCCAGUCCUACUCCUUAUAUUAUAGGUGUUCAUUCCGCCCAUCAGGAGCAUAUUGCUGACCUGUUGGACGUAAUUAUAGUGGAUCUGGAUGGAGGUUGCCUUACUAUCCCGGAGAAUAUGACCAUACAUCAGAUAAUGGAACCUCUGCGCUCCAGAGUACAGUUGGAGCUCUCAAUAUGUUUACACCCGGAGCUUGAACGAGCGGAUAAUGCAUUCCCUGGUAGUGAGAACCUAGAUAAACCAAGUGAGAAACUAGACAAGGAACUGAGAGCUGUUAUGCUGCGACUGAUGGCCCAGUUGCUCCAGGGGUACAGAACCUGUCUAAACCUUGUCAGGAUACAUCCAGUACCAUUCAUAACCUUCCAUAAAGCUGCCUUCCUCGGGUUGAGAAAUCUAUCCCAAGACUGUGAUUUUAUCUCCAGGUUCCUAGAUUGUAUGUUCUUUAAUGAAUUUAUCAGUACUCGAGGUCCACCCUGGAGAAGGUGCGAUAUAUUUGACGAACUCUACGCAAAUAUCGGAGAGCAGGUGAGCGCAGAAACCUUGGAUCCUAGGAAAAUUAUGGUUAACGUUCGUGAACUGUCGAGACAAAUCUUUGAUAACGAGAACUACUGGAGUAUGAACUCUCAGAACGGUCAAAUAUUCAACCAGCGAAUUCCUCUGCCGACCGAAGGUCACAUGAUGCGGGUUCACCAGCCAAUAUUUCCGCUCCUAGACAAGGCGCUCGUGCACAAAAUAAUCAACGAGGGGAGCGCGCACACACAGCUCAGAUCUGAGACAUCCAAAUCAUCUAGUCAAAACAAGUUGGUUCCCAUGGGACAAAAGCAGGACGUAUCCGGUGUGUUUACAGUGUCCGGGAUAGUUCCUAACUCUGCCCGGAGACUGGAGGUUCUCCGGUCCUGUAUAACAAAUAUAUUUGAAAACAAGAUUUCUGAUGCAAAGAAAACAUUCCCAGCGGUCAUUCGAGCUCUUAAAUCGAAGGCAGCAAGAUUAGCACUAUGUGAGGAGCUUGGAACCCACGUGAAGAGGAACCAGGUGAUGCUGGAGCAUCAUCAAUUCGAUCUUGUGGUCAGGCUCAUGAACGCAGCACUCCAGGAUGAUUCUGAUAUUGAUAUGCACGGAGUUGCUGCUGCUCUCCUACCUCUCUCUACAACCUUCGGACGUAAACUCUGCACCGGGGUUAUACAGUUCGUAUAUACACUCAUACAAGAUCAUGCAGUCUGGCAGAAUAUUCAAUUCUGGGAGUCAGCCUUCUAUACUGAUGUUCAGAAGGGAAUAAAGGAUUUGUAUCUAGCAAUAGAAGACUCUAGUUCGGAGUAUUCUAACUUUGAUGUUGUCUCCGCUCAGUUGUCUGUGGAGAAACAUACUGGACCCAGAGCAAGGGAGAUUAGGAAAUCCGCAAUUAUUUAUCCUGAGGAUCCGUCUGUAUUGGAGAUUGCAGCUAGUGAGCUCAAGAAAUGGAAUAGCCUUGAGGAUAGGAUUAAACAGGAACGGGUUAUUAAAGAGGAGCAGACAGUUUACAGCCAGGCAAUUCAUUACACAACCAGAAUGGUUUGCCUUCUUAUUCCAAUGGAUUUUAAACCUGAGAGAAACAAUAAAUCUAUUGUUGAUCACUCCAGUGAUCUAGUUUCAAACUCUAUUUCAAACAGUGUGGCGGAGUCAGACUCUAUUGAUGCAGAGUCAGGGUUUGAUGAUACCGAACCUAAUGAUAACGGUCACACGGUAACAAAAUUUGUAACGAGGUUUGUUGACAAGGUUUGCGGAGAAAGCUCCGUGUCUGAGAAUCAUCUGAAAGCUCUUCAUCAAAUGGUUCCCGGUGUGGUUGCUAUGCACCUGGAAACAAUGGAAGCGGUUUCUAGAGAAGCUAAACGAUUGCCUCCGAUACAGAAACCUAAGUUCCACUCUCCAAGUCUCCUUCCCGGUGAAGAAUUGAUGUGUGAUGGAUUGAGAAUAUAUCUCCUCUCCGACGGACGGGAUGAACACUCAGGAGGAGCUACGGGAGGUCCAGCUCUCCUUCCAGCAGAGGGAGCACUCUUCCUUACCAACUAUAGAAUAGUUUUCAAGGGAAAUCCUCUGGAUCCAUUCGUAAACGAACAAUCUAUAGUUAGAGCUUUCCCGGUAACAUCUUUAUCUCGAGAGAAGAGGUUUACUCUGCACGAGUACGUUAGCGAGAUCGACCAGGUUCUCAAGGAGGGAAUUCAGCUUCGCUCAAACUCAUUCCAGAUCAUCAGAGCUGCAUUCGACGACGAGGUUACAGCGGAACAAAUAGAAACAUUUAGGAAAAAUAUUCACAAGGUUCAGUAUCCACAAACAUUGUGGCAUUUCUUCGCAUUCCGGGGUCAUAUAACCUUAUCAGAGGGAGUGCUAGCGAAGGAGAAAGACAAAAAUGCUAAAUAUUCAACAAUUCGAGGCUUCGCUAAAUCAACCCUGAAGAACGUAUCCAAGGCAACAGGAAUCAAAACCAAAAAUAAGAAGAGUCACAAAUUCAUGCUUCCGACAAACAUGCUUCCUGCCCAUGGUAGGCUGUCCUUAGUAGAGAUGAACACAGAUCAGAGGUUCAGGGAGGAUGAUGAGAUCUCUGAAGUAAAUGAUCAGCUUCCACUCCCUCCUCAUCCAACCAUUAAAGCAUCUGGACCUCUGGAUAGUAAAUGCCUUGAAAGGUUAUCUGAGCGAGGUUAUUACAGGGACUGGGAGAGGUUGGGAUUAGGAAGUUUAGAUCUUGUUACUCUGAAGGGAGCAUACACAGCUCAACCAGCAUCUCUAACUAGAAUAUCUGUUGUUAAUCAUAAAUUUUUAGUUUGUAAAAGUUUACCUCAGCUUCUGGUUGUCCCUGGACGGGUUACAGAUGAUAGUUUAAGAAGACUCUCCAGACUAUACAGACAAAACAGGUUACCAGUCAUCACAUGGAGAAACGGAACCUCUAGAGCUCUUCUUAUUCGAGGCUCAGCCUUUCAUGCUCGAGGUGUCAUGGAUAUCAUUCGUAGACAUCAGGAUAACCAGUCCCUACCGGCACACGAGGUUCCUCACAGCUCAGAGGCAGACGAAUAUCUGAAAGCUGUUAUCUCUUCAACUCCGUCUUCCAUGCUGAAACCAGAGAGUACAUGGAAUAUGUCCGGGAGUACAGCGAGUAUCGCGAGUGUUGGAGAGCUGGGUUUAGGACCCAUUACUCCAACUCUAUCCCGGAGAAAUAACAAUCCUCUAUCCAGAGCUAUGGAAGGUUUAGGAACCCUCACUAGAAACUCCGGUUUAAAAUAUUUAACUCUGAAUCGAAGAUCUGCUCCAAGAAAGGGUAUGAGUCGACGAAGUAAAAGCUUCAGCGGGAGAAAGACUUCAGGCGGAAAGGCGGGGAGACCCUUUGGAGGUCGUCUUUCUCUCUCUAGCAUGAAGGGUCGACCAGGGCUCGGCUCAGAGACAUCUCUCACAGGUUCCGGUGCACUACGUGGUUCCUACAGAUCCAGUGUAGAACCAGAGACAGAGGCCAGCUAUACCUCUCUACCCCGGGCUGCGCUCUACGUAUUCGUGGAUAAGGCGCAGAUGAAGGGGAUUAAGGUUGAAUCCCAUCCGAAGGCAGAUUUUAUCCCUGUUGAAUACCCGGAUACUAGGAAGUUAAGAAACUCUUUCAAGAAGUUGCUCCGAGCUUGUCAUCCCUCAUCAAUAACUCAGGGGCAUAAUAAUUCCAACGAGAGAGGUUUCCUCAGCCUGGUUGAAGAAAGUGAAUGGUUAUCUCUUCUCCAGAGUGUAAUGCAGUUGGCAGGAGCUGUAACAGAUCUAAUAGAUCUCCAGGGUAGCAGUGUUAUACUAGCCCUGGAGGACGGUUGGGAUCUAACAGCUCAGGUCUCCAGUUUAGCACAGCUCUGCCUGGAUCCAUACUAUAGAACUAUACAGGGUUUCCGUGUGCUCCUGGAGAAGGAAUGGUUAGCGUUCGGUCACAGGUUCGGAUACAGGAGUAAUCUAAACAAUGCGAACCAGGACAGUGGGUUUACGCCAAUCUUUCUCCAGUUUUUGGAUAUAGUUCAUCAGCUCCUUAAUCAGUUUCCGAUGGCUUUUGAGUUCUCACACUUUUAUCUCAAGUUUCUGGCGUAUCAUCAUAUUAGCUGCAGAUUUCGUACAUUCCUAUUAGAUUCGGAGUGUGAGAGAGCUGAAGUUGGAUUUAUCGAAGUUCGAGAGAAAAGAUCGUCUAUUCCUCGUUCCAGUAGAUCCAACGAUACCCAGAGUUCCGACGAGGAGGAGAGAGGAUCCAACCAGGGAUUCCCUGGAACCCAUCUUGGUGUAUCAGUCUUUGAUUUUAUAGACAAGUUAAACCAGAGAACUAGUUCUCUUCACAACCCUUUGUUCUGCCCGGAACUGCAGCAAACUGUUCUCCGUCCCUUCUCCCAUAUGUCGGAUCUAGUGCUGUGGGACUACUAUAUAGAGGAGGAACUGAGAUUUGGUCCAUGCUACGACAUGGAGUAUGCGGAGAUAGAUCUAACCUUACAGGACGAGGGGAACCUGGAUCCCAGAGAAACCAAUAAGACUCUGACCAAAGGAUACGACACCAUGGUACGAGACCACCCGAAUUCUAGUUCUAAGCUGCUGAAGGAUAUUCAAGAUCUAGAGACUGAACUUGGAUAUCUACCUCAUCGAUGGCAACAUCAUUGGGAGAAGCUGGAAGCUCCGCCAGCCCAUCCUCCGCCUCCACCGCCACGAAGUACCCACUCCGGACAUCCUCCGCCUCUGAGUACAAACUCUGUCCAGCCUACUACCCCCAGUAUGUAUGUACGGGACUACGGGCGGAGUGUUCAUAAACGAUCAACUAUUGAACUCCUGUUGAAAGGGAAGAUGGGCGUGAGCAGUGGAAACGCCGAGGGGGGCGGAGCCGCGUAUACACAUCCUCACAGAUUUGAGAAAUUUAACUAUACAACCCCAACCUACUGUGAUCUUUGUAACUCCGUUCUUUGGGGUAUUGUCAGAACCGGAUAUAGAUGUCAGGACUGUGGGUUGAACUGCCAUGAGAAGUGUAGAGAAAAUGUAACUAAAGCCUGUACAAAGUACAAAUCUGUACAGAGGGAUCCAACCACGGAGAACCUAGAUGCAAGACUGACCGGAAACCAGAGUUCUGGGGGAUAUUUCCCCUACGCCAGGGGAGAACGACAGGGGGAAUCCACUAAUAUUAUUUAUCAGGGAUACCUGUAUAAACGAGGAGCUCUUUUAAAAGCCUGGAAACAGCGCUGGUUUGUAUUGGACUCUAUCAAGCAUCAGCUGAGAUACUAUGAUACUAGGGAGGAUCUACACUGCAAAGGAGCAAUAGAUCUAUCAGAGGUGCGGGGAGUAUGUGAAGGUAGUUCUGUUCCAGGAGCUCCGAAGAAAACUGAUGAAUGUUGUUUCUUCGAUCUUCAGACAUCGAAGAGAAACUACAGUUUAUGUGCAGAGAAUAAACAACAGGCCAUUGACUGGCAGGAGAAAAUUCAGAGUUGUCUCUAAACUAUUCAUACUUUAUAUAUAUAUACAUUCAUACCCUGAUACAAUGUUCAACCUGUUCAAACCAAACCUCAAGUUCAGUAUGUUACCUAGAUACAUGAUACCAAACCUCAAGUUCAGUAUGUUACCUAGAUACAUGAUACCAAACCGUUUUAAUUCCACUCUAUGCAAACUCUUGUUCAAAGUCAAGUGAUCUUUAUUUGUGAAGAUCCUCAGUGCUAUUAUUACGAUUUUUUAAGUGCCUUAUUCGCUGGCCUAUUCUGCACCUUGGCGCCUAUGAUUACUCUUAUUCUCUCUUAUUCGCUGGUCUAUUCUGCACCUUGGCGCCUAUGAUUACUCUUAUUCUCUCUUAUUUAUGAGUUUCAGCAUGACUAUUGAUAUUAUUUCUCUAUAGUGUUGUUCAGAGCUUAUAUGUAUUAAUGUUCAAUCUUUGAAAUCUUUUAUUACAGUUUGGGAAUACAAUCUUUUCAAAGCUUU
Eurytemora carolleeae is the source of this 6838-nucleotide messenger RNA. RefSeq names its product myotubularin-related protein 13 (gene Sbf). Bases 17 to 6364 code for a protein of 2115 amino acids. NCBI's taxonomy places the organism in Eukaryota, Metazoa, Arthropoda, Copepoda, Calanoida, Temoridae. The transcript has 19 exons. The record is from RefSeq and is a predicted model, not a curated record.